This is a messenger RNA of Ciona intestinalis (vase tunicate), 1926 nucleotides long. Its product is annotated as putative sodium-coupled neutral amino acid transporter 6. Gene Ontology annotation, molecular function: L-glutamine transmembrane transporter activity. Gene Ontology annotation, cellular component: plasma membrane. Lineage: Eukaryota; Metazoa; Chordata; Ascidiacea; Phlebobranchia; Cionidae. Gene Ontology annotation, biological process: L-glutamine transport; amino acid transmembrane transport. The record is from RefSeq and is a predicted model, not a curated record.
AAUUUAUUCAAUAGGUAAUUGAAAAGACGUGUUAAUAUUUAAAUAAAUAGACCACUAAGGUAAAAAUAAGGCCAGUAGUUGUGAGAUGGGCGAUUUCCAACAAGAUUAUCGUAAGGUUUUGGAUGAAUCUCCUCCACCAGAACAACAGGACAACCUGGAUGAAGAAGAUGAUGGGGUUCCUGAACUUGACCCUUUAAACUCAUUCGCGCCUCUCAAUAUAUCAGAAGAAGCGGAUAAACUUACUUACAAGGAUCAUCUAUCGUCAGCGUUAUCUGUGUUUAACCUCAUGAACGCCAUCUUGGGGAGCGGAAUACUUGGGCUGGCAGAAGCGCAAAAGAAUAUUGGAGUUCUCCCAUUCGUUUUAAUGUUGGUGAGCACUGCGUGUCUUGCUUUGUUCACUAUCAGUCUUUUGCUACAUCUGAGUAGAAUCACUGGAGUGAAAACUUACGAGGGUUUGGCUCAACAAUCGUUCGGCAAGAAGGGGAAGUUUAUUACUUCUAUCAUGAUAGUGUUUCAUUGCAUGGGAGCCAUAUGCUCGUAUGUUUUCAUCAUGAAGAAUGAACUGCCUGAGGUCAUCAAGGUUUUUGUGAGCUACGAGGAAAAACCAGAUGAAGACCUUCCGUUUUAUUUGAACGGAAACUUUUUGAUGUUGAUUGUGGUCGUCGGGGUGAUUGUCCCACUUUCUACAAUGAAAGAUAUUAAGUUUCUUGGUUAUUCCAGCGCCUUCGGUAUGUUUUGUAUGAUGUUGUUUACGGUGACUGUGAUAGCGAAGAAGUUUUCCAUCCCAUGUCCCCUUCCUCUCAAUAACACCCAUUCAGCAUUGGCCAACCGUACUUACAAUGAAGAACAAUAUUGCUCGGCAAAAGUCGUUAACCUAAACAAAAGGUCCGCUUACGCCGUACCGACCAUGUUUUUUUCCUUCAUGUGCCACGCAUCGAUGCUGCCAAUCUACGCCGAACUACGAAAACCCAGUUUACCUCGAAUGCAGAAAGUGGCGGCCAUUUCUAUCCUUAACGUCCUACUAUUGUAUCUUACUUCGGCAACGUUGGGAUAUCUUACAUUCUACAAUCGCGUUGAAUCUGAGCUACUACUCACAUAUAGUUUGUACAACCCCGACGAUCCCCUCAUCGUAAUAUCAAGGCUGAUGGUCAUCAUCUGUGUAAUGCUUUCCGUGCCAUUACUACAUUAUCCGGCAAGAAAAACAAUUAUUCUAUCAAUGUUUCCCAACCCGGAUCAAUUUUUCUGGUGGAGACAUAUCUUAGUUAUGGUAGGGGUGUUGUCGGUUUCAGUUGUGUUCGUUCUAUUCGUUCCAAACAUCAGAGACAUCUUCGGCAUAGCAGGCGCCACUUCGUCUGCGUCGCUACUUGCCAUCUUCCCGAGUGCCUUCUUUAUCCGACUUACCGGCAAGGACGCUACGCCUUCCGUACGAUCUGAAUACAGCGGCAGAAGGAAGAUUGCCUGGGCGUUGGUUGUGUUGGGGAGUCUCUUUAUGAUCCUUAGUGUGGCGUUGAUUGUGCUGGACUGGUUAACAUGAACACGACCCUUGUAAUUUGAAGUCUCCAAGCGAAUGCUUUGCCUAGAGUUGCAUGUUUUUACAUAUUUAUUGCAUUUUCUAUAAAAAAAUAACAUUUUUCAAACAUUUAAGAAAAUUUUAAUAUUUGCUCUGCCUAAAUCGAAUUGUGUAGGAAAUAAAGUGAUUUGCAAUCGAGAUAAUAUGCGCUUAUGCUGAAAAAACGCUUGUAACUACAAAUUAACCAAGAGGUUGGUGGUUCGCCCACACCCGGAGAUGCCCCUUAUUCACCUAACAACCUUCCAACUAAGCUAUCGUUGGCAAUCUCAGCUGUUUUUUACAAUUGCUGUUUUGUUUUCUAUCGUCAACUACGUUAAGGCUGCUUCGAGAUUACAUUUUGACCAAUCAUCUCCCGA